Lytechinus variegatus (green sea urchin) is the source of this 1194-nucleotide messenger RNA. RefSeq lists its product as uncharacterized. The record is from RefSeq and is a predicted model, not a curated record. The transcript has 3 exons. Lineage: Eukaryota; Metazoa; Echinodermata; Echinoidea; Temnopleuroida; Toxopneustidae. The coding region runs from base 174 to 728 and encodes 184 amino acids.
AGUGUUCUUCUAAAUUAAAGAAUAAGUGUUCGCUUUCUCUGCAAUAUGGUUCGUUCUCCAAGGAAUGUGACGUUGGGUCUACCGAGAUAGCUUUAUCAGCCCAUCGGGCAACGAUUCUGUACUUUCUUCUGCUACUUGUCUUUCUGGCUGUAUCUCGUAGUCACCAGGAUGCUAUGCCAGUAUGUUCCAUGCGGUUGAUACCUCGUUGGCUUGAAGAAGCGUGUGAAGGAAGGCGAAACAGAGACGCCAGUACACGUAGCACACACAGAAGGAGGCCUAUUUCCCAACCUCAAAGAUUUGGAAAGAGAACCUGGGAUAUUAAAGGCAGUUCAUCAUCAUGGUCACCUCUAUUGGAAAGUGAUCUUCAUGAUAAAUAUACACACAUACUUUCAGCCGAUUCUCAGAUAAGUGAUUCAACCCGAUAUGUGCCUGCCUAUUUUUCGUCAUCGUUAUCAACAUCGUCCUCGUCGUCAUCUUCGUCUUCAUCAAUAUCAUCCACAACGAAUCAGCAUCUUCUUCGGAAUCGAUCCACCAGACAAGGCGCGAAUGUCUACCUGGGAUUAAGAGAACAUCACCCGAGGAAAGAUGUACUCAAGCGUAUACAACGAAAUGUAAGGAUACCAGUUAGGGAUUUAGAUACCUUUACCAGGCAAGCUAUAAAAGAGACUAUAGACAAAAUAUUGAGGUAUGGCUCAAGGAAAAACGCCAGAACUGUGAGAGUGUCGUAGUACUAUGUUACAAUAAUCAUGUACCAUAUUUUUGGGGUGCUCUUACUUUUGUGUUCUUUUAUAAUAUGUGUUUAAUGUGUCUUUGUAACGUAUUUGAAAUGUUUACACCCUUCAUUUUCUUAUUCCGAAUUGGAGAGGAAAGACUGUUCCAGGGUAAUGCCAUUGGGGUUCAUCUAACAACGAGUUGUAAUAAAUUAAAGUCAAACUCGAAUUAAGGUUCAUCUCAAUUUGUAUAAACUAAGAUAUAAAUCUGAGUUUUAUUCAGAACUAUCAGAAGUCCUUGGCGUGUCCCAGUUUAGACUUUGAAUUCACUUUUACUUUCGGGUGAAUUUCACAUCGAACGGUGUUUAUCUUCGUUGAUUAGCAGUGUUUAGAUUAUCAUACGAUUAGGUUUAGUUUGUGUUGAAUCGGUCACCUACUUCAGGGGCCGCGGAACCGGCGGGCUGGGGGGCUUCAGCCCUCCCCC